Manacus vitellinus (golden-collared manakin) is the source of this 1376-nucleotide messenger RNA. It is a transcript of the gene DPEP1, whose product is annotated as dipeptidase 1. Lineage: Eukaryota; Metazoa; Chordata; Aves; Passeriformes; Pipridae. The transcript is spliced from 9 exons. The record is from RefSeq and is a predicted model, not a curated record. Gene Ontology annotation, molecular function: metallodipeptidase activity. Gene Ontology annotation, biological process: proteolysis. The coding region runs from base 34 to 1197 and encodes 387 amino acids.
GGGACGGCAGGAGCGGGGCAGCCAUCCUGGUGCAUGUGCUCACACGGUGGUGGCAGGUCAUCCCUUUUCCUCAGCAGCAUCCAGCAGGAGAAGAUGCCAGACAGGAGUGUGUGGGUGCUGGCACUGGCACUGGCGCUGGCACUGCCCUGUGCUGGGCAGCAGUACCGGGAGGAGGCUGAGCGCAUCAUGACCACCACGCCAGUCAUCGACGGGCACAACGACCUGCCCUGGCAGCUCCUCAAGAGGUUCAACAACCAGCUGAGGGUGCCAACAGCCAACCUGACACUGCUGAACGACACCCACACCAACAUCCCCAAACUGCGCCGCGGACACGUGGGCGGGCAGAGCGGGAAGGUGGCCAGUCUCAUGGGGGUGGAGGGCGGCCACUCCAUCGACAGCAGCCUGGGCGUCCUGCGCACCUUCUACCGCCUGGGCGUGCGCUACAUGACCCUCACCCACAACUGCAACACUCCCUGGGCUGACAACUGGUUGGUGGACACCAAGGAGGAAAAGCCAGUGCAUCAUGGCCUCUCAGCCUUUGGGAAGACAGUGGUGGAGGAGAUGAACCGCCUGGGCAUGAUUGUGGACCUGGCCCACGUCUCGGUGGAUACGAUGAAGGUUGUGCUGAACAUCUCCAAAGCCCCCGUCAUCUUCAGCCACUCGUCUGCCUACGCCCUCUGUGCUCACCGCCGCAACGUGCCCGACGAUGUGCUGCAGCUGGUGGCCUCCACGGGCAGCCUGGUGAUGGUCAACUUCUACAAUGACUACGUGACCUGCAAGAACACAGCCACACUGGCUGAUGUUGCAAACCACAUGGACUACGUGAAGAAGGUGGCCGGGGCCCAGUCUGUUGGCUUUGGUGGGGACUACGAUGGGGUCACACGGCUCCCCACUGGCCUGGAGGAUGUCUCCACCUAUCCUGCACUGGUGGCCGAGCUGCUGGCAAGGAACUGGACAGAGCAGGAGGUGAAGUUGGCCCUGUCUGAGAACCUGCUCCGGGUCUUCAGCAAGGUGGAGGAGGUGAAGGGGACCCUGCAGGACACACCUGCCCACGAGACACCCAUCGCCUUUGAGGAGCUGGACGGGACGUGCAGGACCAGAUAUGGGUACUCCAAUGGCUCCGGCACAGCCCGGCUCCUGCCCGCAGCCCUGGCACUGCCGCUGGCGCUGGCCCUGCGCCUCUCCCUGCUCUCUUAGCAUCCAACUGCCACCGUGGCCCUGCCACCCUGCCCGGGGGCUGCCGGGUUGGGCACAAUCCUGCAGCCCUUCCUGCCGGAACCAUCCGCAAAAUAAACCCGUGGCUCGAGCAGUGCCGGCAGCGACUGUCAGUGUGGGACCUGCAGGGACCCAGCGCCCACAAGCUCCUGGUUGGGAUG